AUGGGCCCAGCAAUGUUGUCCGACAUUAAAAUGCUAGAUACGCUAGCGUUGACAGAUCUGUUGGAAGAUAAUCUGUCUCCACCGGAAAUCACAUCGAUCUUUAUAUUCGCCACUAAUGGAGCCAUUUUUGCUCAUGCCUCUACUCUUUCCCAGCGCCAAAUCAGGGGCCUGUGUGCAACAUAUGGAGCCGCCUACAAAGCGUAUGCCGUUAGCCACUCUCAGGGAAACUUAACAGCCGUCAACCCCGCAAACCACCCUUCAUCGUUCGUAACGACUUCGUCGAUACCACUAGGAGAUGUCGGCAGCAUUAUUUUCGAGCAGGAAGGGCAUGUCGCGGUGGUAACGAAGAUUGCAGACAAGGUCCUUUUGGCCGUAGUUGGGCCAACACGGAUUGAUCGUAACGCCGUGUCAUCGCCUUCAAACACCAGCAGUCGACGCCCCGUCUUAACGAGCUCCGCCGCGAGCGACAUCGAGCGAACCCUCAGACCAGUCGACUCUUUCCCGACAGCUCAUGACCAUCUCAGUGGCUCUGCCUAUGAACAAGCCGGGAAGCUUGCCUCAUCAGCCCCAGCUCCUGGCGGCUCUCUUUCCAUCACCCAGCUGUCUGCACGCAUUGCUGCUUCCAAUAAAGCAGCCAACGAAGACGCUGACAAGUCGCUCCGCGCCCAGUGGGAAAUUGACAGAACUAGCGACCUCGAAAGACUGGCUAGUUUGAAUCUUAACUCACCAUCCACGAUUUUACUUGCGCUAGAGUCGAAAUCUGCGGCUCUCGGAAGGUUCUUGAGCAAUAAACUGGCAGAUUUGGAAACCCCAGAGGAUUUUUAA
Molecule: messenger RNA, 825 nt
Organism: Uncinocarpus reesii 1704
Lineage: Eukaryota; Fungi; Ascomycota; Eurotiomycetes; Onygenales; Onygenaceae
Exons: 2
Coding region: 1-825 (274 amino acids)
Source: RefSeq, a predicted model, not a curated record